Molecule: messenger RNA, 327 nt
Organism: Microthlaspi erraticum
Lineage: Eukaryota; Viridiplantae; Streptophyta; Magnoliopsida; Brassicales; Brassicaceae
Source: the annotation of a GenBank genome assembly
AUGUCAAAGCCUACAUUCCUAAGGAGAUUCUACACCAAAGGAGGUGACCCGGACCCAGGGAAAAGCAUUUCUAAGUGUAGCAACAACACCAAGCUCUUUGAUAGUCUCAUAAAAUUCCUCACCGACGACGAAUGGAAUGAAAUCAGUGACUCCAGGGUUAGUAUCUUUCUAAGGUUCUGUGACCUUGAAUUCGAGUGGGCUUCAAGGAUAGUGCAUGCUAUGAUUUCUUUCCACAUUGCAUGCAAGAAGAAGUAUGAGAUAUGGAGCGUUGUUGGGGCAAAUCCGAUCAAAAACUGUAGACCUCAAACAGGUUACUUUUGCAAUUGA